Molecule: messenger RNA, 2158 nt
Organism: Physella acuta
Lineage: Eukaryota; Metazoa; Mollusca; Gastropoda; Physidae
Product: polycomb protein suz12-B
Cellular component (GO): ESC/E(Z) complex; RSC-type complex; nucleus
Molecular function (GO): chromatin DNA binding
Source: RefSeq, a predicted model, not a curated record
UCCGUUGUUCCCGCGGAUUCAUUGGAAAUAACCGAUACAAUGGGUCCCAAACGUCGAAUGGUAGAAAACACUGGGACCCAGAACGAUACUAAAAAAGACAAAAAACCCGAAGCAGAUCAUGAGUUAUUUCUUCAAGCUUUUGAAAAGCCAACACAGAUCUAUCGUUAUCUGAGAACCAGAAGCAUUGUUUUGCCAAUAUUUUUACCAAGAACUUUAUCGUAUAUGAAACAGAGGAGGUCUGUUUCAAAUAGCAAAAGAAAAACAUUUAAAGUAGACUCUAUAUUGGGAUCUGUGGAGGCCAAGUUAGAAAAGGAAUCCGUGAGGAAAAGGUUAAGACAUGAAACUCUACAGCUAUCGUUCUCUGGCUUUCAUAUUGCUGACUUUGCAACUGAGGCUGAGUUUGCUGAUGUCGAAAUUCUACUUUUGCGCAUUUGCCAGAAGAAAAGAAAGGAAUCAGCAGUACCCAUUGUCCCAGUGACACUGGCCAAGUUGCGAGUACCAGUUAAUCCAAAGCCAUUGGCUGUGUACCAAGAUCAAGUGCUUGAAAUUCCUAGUGAAAUGUUUGCCUAUAAGAAUGGUCAUGUUGUUAGAUCCCAUGUACUGUUGUUCCGUGUACAGUGUGCUACUCUAAGAGAAGCCAACAGUUCAGGGGAGAAUCAUGUUCAAAAUGAGCCCCCCAUUAAAAGACGUAGAAAUGGUCGCAUUUCAUCCUUAGAGGAAGAGAUCUUGACAUUUUGCAGAGAGCUGGUUGUUUAUGACAAAACCAAGUCGUGUCUGUUGACCCAGGGGAAGUAUGAGCUGGCCGUUGAAACUUCAGAUGGUACUGAGACCCUCAAACUGAACAAAGUCUGGGAGUCUUUCUCAGGAAAAAAUGUCCGACCCCUUGAGCUAUUCACGGAUUACCCCACUCUGAAAUUUACCCUGACAUGGUUAGCUCAAGAGGACAACAAUAAAAAAUGUGAGACUCCCCCUCGCUGCCAUCUUAUCAACGGAACCUCAGAUUUCUCAGCAGCAUUUGAGAAAUGUAAGGUUUAUCAGAGGGGUGUAAUCAAAGGGGUGAAGGCUGAAUAUGUUGGUCCAAAAACAAGAGAGCGAGAAAAUCAAAAUCAAGUUACACCCCGCAAACGUUUGCGAGUGUUUUAUCAGUUUACUCAUAACUCCUGCACACAACAAGAGACAGAAGCAAGGGAUGAUCUACGAUGUCCUUGGUGCUGCCUCUCAUGUCAACAGUUGUAUAGUUUGCUCAAGCAUUUACGUCUGUGUCAUUCUAGGUUCAACUUCAUGUAUAUUCCACAUCCUAAGGGAGCUCGCAUUGAUGUUUCAAUAAAUGAACGCUAUGAUGGCUCAUAUGUUGGCAAUCCUCAAGAUAUUCAUUCCCAUGUAGGCUAUGCCUUUAGCCGCAGCAACCCAGUUAGACGUACACCCAUCACCCAUGUUAUUGUUUAUAGACCUAAGAGAGCAGCACCAUCUUUAUCUGAAUUCCAAGAAGCUGAGUCAGAGACAGGGCUCAAUAGGCAACUUAUACAAGGCCACAAUAGACUUUAUUUCCAUACUGUGACAUGCCAGCCAGUCCGACCCCAGGAGCUAGAUACAGAGGGGAGAGAAGAGAGUAAACCUCGUUGGCUGAAACAAAAAACUGUCAUGAUGAUAGAUGAGUUUACUGAUGUCAAUGAAGGUGAAAAAGAAUUGAUGAAAAUGUGGAAUUUGCAUGUUAUGGAAAAAGAAUAUAUAGGAGACUGUAUGGUUCCACGUGCAAGCUUUACUUUUGUUGAAGAGCAUGGAGCAGAGAUUAUUAAGAAAAAUCUGUGCAGAAAUUUUCUGCUUCAUCUUGUGAACCUUUUUGACUUUAGUCUAAUCAGGCCAGAUGUUGUACAACGUGCAUAUGCUAUGUUAGAAAAUCUACGUCAUCAAAUCAACUCCCAGAAUAAAGUAUCCUGAUAUUUAUUUUGAGCACAUUGGUGCCAUGUUAAAUCUAGAGCCUGCAAAGGCUUGUGUGAAAGAUUGUGAUUUUACAAUGCAUGUAUAGAUAUGUAUGUUGGAGCGUGUCCCACCUUGUGUUGUAUGGUUCAUGUAAAAUACUUGUACAUGUUUUAGUUUAAUUUAAGAAAAUUUUUAUUACCCAUAAAUUAUAUUUUUAUGAUAAAUAAAUACUUGCUCA